GGCGCGGGCGCAGCAGGCCGGCGCUCGCGGUCCCAGCAGCCCGAGCAGCGAGCGGCGGGUCGCGGCGAGCAGCGGAAAACAAGUGAUCGCUUUUCUUUCCUCAUUUUUGGAAGCCCUGCCCACCACACAGCUGCAGUGGACAUCCCGGUUCCUUGAUGGACGAAGAAGGCCAACUGAUCCAGCCUCGAGACCAGAGCUGCUGGGCCACCCUGCCCGAUGUGUGCCUACGUCGUAUUUUCUGGUGGCUGGGAGACAAGGACAGGUCCAGAGCGGCCCUUGUCUGCAGAAGGUGGAACCAGAUGAUGUAUUCGGCUGACCUCUGGCGAUACAGGACCAUCACGUUUAGUGGGAGACCUUCCAGGGUACACGCGUCCGAAUUUGAGUCGGCUCUUUGGUACGUUAAGAAAUUUGGUAGUUAUCUGGAGCACCUGGAGAUCAAAUUCCUGAAUCCUUAUAACGCUGUCCUGACCAAGAAGUUCCAGGUCACCAUGCAAGGCCUUCUCUUGUGUCUGGGCAAGAGAAACAACCGUCUGAAAUCUCUCUCCAUCCAGCACCUGGAACUGGACCGCCUGGUCUGGAGGAACAGCAUCAGGAGCUUGUUCUUGAAAAGCUUGAGCUCCUUCUUGAAGAAAAUGGGCCAACACCUGGAUUAUCUCAACCUAAAAGGGGCCAGGCUCACCGUGGAGCAAGGCUGCCACAUCCUCAACUCCCUGAGCUACUUAAGGAAAGAGAGUAUGGUGUCAGGGCUCAACAUCGAGGACUACUUCAGCCACCACCUCGCUGUCUACAGCAGCCCCCAGUUCAACAAGACCAUGGCCACGUUCCGCAGCCUGGUGUCCCUGACCCUCAGCUACAACUGCAUCUCCGAUGAGCUGCUGGAGAACCUGUGUGAGAACAAUGCCGGCACCCUCUGGACCCUGAACAUCAAGUGCCACAUCCGUGACCCCCACGGGCAGGUCAUCUGGGGCAUGUCCUGGGCCAAGCUGGCCAGGUCCGCCACCCACCUGAAAGUCAACUUCUUCUUUGAGCAAGUCAUGAAGUAUGAGCGCUUGGCCCGGAUCCUCCUGCAGGAGAUCCCUGUCAGGAGCAUCAGUCUGAGGAACUGCUCUUUCAGGGACCCCGACUGGUCCAUGAGGCCCACUCUGACGGAUCUCCUGCCCACCUUCCGGCACACUCUGCAGGUAGGUAUGAGCUGAGGGCUGGGAG
Molecule: messenger RNA, 1206 nt
Organism: Physeter macrocephalus (sperm whale)
Lineage: Eukaryota; Metazoa; Chordata; Mammalia; Artiodactyla; Physeteridae
Gene: FBXO39
Product: F-box protein 39
Exons: 2
Coding region: 156-1196 (346 amino acids)
Molecular function (GO): protein binding
Source: RefSeq, a predicted model, not a curated record